This is a messenger RNA of Pecten maximus, 1014 nucleotides long. RefSeq names its product gamma-glutamylaminecyclotransferase C-like. Gene Ontology annotation, molecular function: gamma-glutamylaminecyclotransferase activity. The coding region runs from base 289 to 774 and encodes 161 amino acids. The record is from RefSeq and is a predicted model, not a curated record. The transcript is spliced from 2 exons. NCBI's taxonomy places the organism in Eukaryota, Metazoa, Mollusca, Bivalvia, Pectinida, Pectinidae.
GAUAAAGUUGUGCUGAAUAUUCAUCAGGAGAUACAGGUACAUAAAAUUAUAUACAAAUCGCUAAUUAAGAAUACAAGUCUCAAUGACCUAACUGCCGAUACAGGUCACCGAGGAGUAAACAGUGUAGAUAAGAGGAGAGAAACAUGCUAGCGCCUAAUCUGGACGGUGGUCAACAUCUUCACCGCAUACUCAUUUGGGACAACAGUACCUGUAAUGCUAACUCACUACAACUGGUAUAAGGUACAAAUUUGGCUGAUAUCUAUUACUAUUGACUAACUAUAGAUACGUAUGAUGAAGGUGUUUGUGUACGGAGCGUUACAAAGAGGUCAGCCGAACUCAAAGUUGUUUGACAACACAAAGGACGGUCAUUAUCAGUACCUAGGUGUCGGAGUGACCGUUAACCAGUAUCCGCUGGUGAUCGCCUCACGGUUUAAUAUACCGUUCAUGUUGCCUGUGGAGGGUAGAGGCAAUAGGAUUAAGGGCGAGAUUUACGACGUUAACGAGCCGAUGUUGGAAGCCCUGGAUCAACUCGAAGGUCACCCAAACUUUUACCGUCGCGAGUUGAUAGCUGUCACAGGUGAAGAUGGCUCGACUGUAGAUUGUGGCUGUUAUUUCCUGAUCAACUUCCGGAAGGACUUAUUGGAACUGCCCUUCCAGGAAUCUUACCAUUUCGAAGGGUCCCACAAUUUACAAUUCUCCAUGCCUAGCGCAAGGGAAGGCGUCGAUGAACUCGAAGAGCGGCGCACUUUCCUCGCUUCUGUUAUAAACAUUUGAUCCCUAUCAGUAUCCUAUAUGGACUAGAGCCUUAGUAACUUGGACUCCCAAUAUCCAUGGAAUAUCUGUAUGCGUAUCCGAGUGUCUGGACUAACAAAGUUGUGCUUCUUAUCAAUACUCUCAAGUGUUUUCUUAAUUAGUAAUACGAUGUAACCUCUCAAUACUACAAGAAUGAUUGUACUAGUAUUUGGUUUUAUUUUUCAUUUAUAAAUGCAAAAAAGUACACGAUUAUGAAUGGAA